Eleginops maclovinus (Patagonian blennie) is the source of this 2179-nucleotide messenger RNA. RefSeq names its product endonuclease V-like. Gene Ontology annotation, biological process: DNA repair. Bases 96 to 866 code for a protein of 256 amino acids. The transcript has 9 exons. Gene Ontology annotation, cellular component: cytoplasm; nucleolus. The record is from RefSeq and is a predicted model, not a curated record. Gene Ontology annotation, molecular function: RNA endonuclease activity producing 5'-phosphomonoesters, hydrolytic mechanism; single-stranded RNA binding. Lineage: Eukaryota; Metazoa; Chordata; Actinopteri; Perciformes; Eleginopidae.
CAAAACUGGUACGCUCCUGCCUGUGCUCCACCAACCAAUAUCACGCUGUUUCUGUCAGUGGAUUUUAUGAAUUCCUCCUCAGCAGGCUGAUAAAGAUGUCCGCGCCUCCCGCAGACGAUUUGGUGAAACAGUGGGAGAGCGAGCAGGCCCGCCUCAGGCAGCAGGUGGUGGAGGAGGACACGGAGGACUGGCAGAGGACUCUGGAAUUCUCUGGCCUGCAGAGGGUGGGGGGGGUAGACCUGUCCUUCAUCAAAGGGGACGAUGUGAACGCCUGCGCCCAGCUCGUGGUGCUCAGCUACCCCGACCUGAAGGUGCUGUAUAAGGACAGUCAGAUGGUGACCCUGACAGCCCCGUACAUAGCCGGCUUCCUGGCUUUCAGAGAAACCCCGUUCCUCCUGAAGGCUCUGCAGCGCCUGAAGAGGGACCAGCCCGCACUUCUCCCUCAGGUGGUGUUUGUGGAUGGGAAUGGUCUAUUCCAUUACAGAGAGUUCGGCCUGGCAUGUCACCUCGGGGUGCUGUCAGGGCUGCCGUGUGUGGGUGUGGCCAAGAACCUGCUGCAGGUGCAGGGUGUUUACAAGGAUGAGGAGCACCAGUCACAGAUUGCUGCUCUGCAGAAAGGAGGAGACAGCUUCCCCCUCACAGCCGCCUCGGGCAAAGUGCUUGGAAAGGCACUGCGAAGCUGCAACAAAAGUUCUAAGCCAGUGUACGUGUCCGUUGGCCACAGGAUCAGUUUGGACACAGCUGUACGCCUCACACACUCCUGCUGCCGCUACCGCGUCCCAGAGCCCAUCAGACAGGCUGACUGUCUCUCCAGAGAAUACAUUCGCAAACACUUCCCAGCUGCAGAUACAUGUUGCAAAGAAUGAGGCUGCUGCAGGCACAGUCCAUCACACCUCUGCUGCAGGAGCUAGUGAGCCACCCACUUGAGGCAUGUGAUCUUUUGAUUUACACUGUAAUCGGGCUAAAUCACCAAGACAGAUUGCUUGGGGGUUAAAUUACUAAUCAGGGUGUCCCAAAACUCCUUUGAUGAUUUAUAAAGCAAAUUUUCCUGUUCGUAUUUGUACCAGAAUAUUCCCCAAUUGUCCGGGACAUUAAAAUCUAACUGAGGUGUAAAAGCUUUAAGACCUGAGAUAUCGAGGUGGGACUAAGGUGGAACCAACAGUCUUUUCUCUCACUUUGGACCUUCCUCUCGGGCCCUCGGAGUGUGUGAUGCUGCCUUUACCUGAUUUGGGACAUGCUGAUUGAAUCAUCCUACGCUUUAGCACCGAGCCCUUCACUAACAGGCUGAACUCGUUCUAGUGUUCACCCGCAGAUGGUCUGGGGGAGUGAGCGGCCCCACAGCGGACCGUGGGUUAGGUCCCUGGGUGGCAGAGGAAGAGAAAUAGAAUUUCUGUCUGUGUCAAAGAGAGAGGAGAGGAGACAUGAAAGACAAGCAGCAGGAGAGGAGAUGAAGAGGUCUGAACAGAGGAGGGAAACAACAGGGGUGUGUAGGGAGGGUGGGGAAGAGUGUGGAAAAAUCAAUGUCUGUACAAUAAAGGAUGGCAAGAGGAUAAAAACUUCUCAGGGAUUCCUGUGAUGGAGCGAUAUGCUGCUUGUUUCUGGAUUUAACCUCCUCUCCUGCUCCUGAUUGCUUUUAUUUCUGACCAGUCGGGAGAUUUUACCGAUAAACUGUGGAUACCUCGGAUGUCUUUAAGUUUCUUCUCUUUCUGCUGUCUCAAUUAUAUGAUUUGUCUAUCCAAACAGCAGAAACAACAGCUUGAAAACGAAUGUUGGAUCAAAUCCAUCAUAUUUACAUAGACCAUCAUGCAUUUCUUUGGCAGUGCACUCACUGUGCUUCUCUUCUGGUUAUAUUUCAUAACCAAUCUCUUGUGCGCAAAUUAUUGUGACUACGGAAGCUCAACGUUACCACCGAUGGCUUCCGGACUGUUCGGACAACGUUUCCACAAAAUGUACAAUAUUUCCUUUUAAUGGCAUACAUUUUUUUUUUCUCACAAUACUGACUCAAAUUAAUAAUGUGUUUUCAAUGAUUGAUUGACUGAUUGAGAAUCCUCCAAAUAAAAGACUAAGUUCUGUGGCAAAUGUUUAGUAUUCUUGAUAUUGGAACAGUCUUUGGAGUAGGGUGAGCAGGGCAUCUUUGAAGUUCAGCUUUAUGAUGGUCGUUUACCACAAUGCAAUGCAG